UAGAGAAGCUAAAAAGAAGGUUUUUAAAUAACUAGCCUACAGCUGUGAUAUUGAAAUUUGUCAGUGGACCUUUUUUUAAAUAUAAACUUGACUAUGUAUAGUGCAAUAUUAUAGUAAAUAAGUAGGUAUAUGCCAAAGAUAUUUUAAGUAGGGUUAUUAAUAUGUUCCUGAGUUGAAUUUGACCGGAAGAGGAAAUUAAAGAUGGCGGCUGCACCACCACAACAAUUCUGCGUAAGAUGGAACUCUUACCAUACAAACUUACAGGCCGUGUUCCCCCGUCUUCUACUGACGGAGCAAUUCGCCGACGUGACGCUAGCGUGCGAGUCUCGUCAGCUGCGCUGUCAUAAACUAGUACUGUCCGCCUGCUCUGCCUACCUGGAGCGGCUCUUACUGCAGAACCCCUGCAAGCACCCCAUCGUACUCAUGAGGGAUAUGAGGUUCAGCGAAAUGCAGGCCCUCGUGGACUUUAUGUACAAGGGCGAAGUCAACGUCACCCAGGAGGAGCUGCCGAGCCUGCUGAAGUCAGCAGAAGCCUUGCAGAUCAGGGGGUUGUGCUCCAGCGACACGUCAGGGUUGUCUCCGAGCCUGACCGGCAAGCAGGACACUAAAGACUUCACGGUGGCCAGCGAGGCCCUCGUGGCGCAGGCCCAGCAUACCAACACUAAUGGCACGACCCCACAAUCUCAUCAGACACAAAAAUCGAACCCGACGACACACAACGGACCCAAGAAGAGCAAAUCUGAAGAGCGGACUGUGAAAGAAGAGACGGUGGAAGAGGACGGAUUGUACUACGGCGAAUUGGACAACGACAACAUGGAAUAUAACGAGGAUGAAGAACCCGGCAAACCAGGCAGCAGUCUAGGACAGACAUCUGAGUCCGCAGAGUUCGCGAUAGCCAACGUGCAGUGCCAGUACGACAGCUCGGACACGGAGACGGCGGACGUGGAGCACGUGUCGGUGCGCCGGGACGACCACACCUACGACACGAGGGACGAGCCGCCCGCCUUCAUCAUACAACAUGUGCCGGCGUCGCAGCCGCCGGUGUCUCAGCCGUAUAUGGAGGUGUCGCCCAAGAUCAUGACCAUCGGCCCCUCGUACGUGCAGGCCGUCAACGUCAUACACGUCGGUGACAGACCACAGAUGCCCCAGUCGACACAAGCCGAGUGCAGCAUCAGUAAACGUAUCCGCCGCAGCGAGGUGGUGCUGCGCCAGGCCGCAGACUGCGUCAGCCGCGGACACACCUUCCAGACAGUGUCUGAGCAGUUCAACAUACCUAUAUCUACCAUACGAUUCUUUAUGGCGCGAAAGGGAAUAUUACCGAAGCGACGGCGAGGACGCAGUGCACAACUGAAGCCCUGCAAUAGUCCGGAGCCCCCGUUCCACAUGCAGCACUUCAAGCUGCCCGACAUGCUCGCCUUGAGGGAGUACUGCGACGAAGAUACCUCCACGACGAUGUAAAUAUGUCGGCCAUUAUGGUGGAUACGGUGGCACUGCGAAUAUCGGUGUUACUGCCUCGCGAUAGAGGCUAAUUUCAACUGGACUGAAUGGGAAAACCCUCUGGGUUUGGGCCUACCACUUAUCGGGAUGGCUAUGGCUGUUUCAAAACCUUCCGAUAGGCGGUAGCCCCCCUAGGCUGUAUGAGAAAAAAACUUGGACUUUGUGAG
Molecule: messenger RNA, 1664 nt
Organism: Chilo suppressalis (striped riceborer)
Lineage: Eukaryota; Metazoa; Arthropoda; Insecta; Lepidoptera; Crambidae
Source: the annotation of a GenBank genome assembly